UCUUCCUGUGACGUAAACCUUUUUCCGGCACUGUGCGCCUGCGCAGCGGAAGCACGUGUAGCCGACAGCAUGGCGGAUGAAGUUGUGUUGGACCGAUCGCAGGUGAAAAAAGCCGUUCAGGCCCUGCAGGCCUUUCUAAAAACUCAACCCAGCACAAAUUCCCUGCUGUUGGACGAAGCUCAAAAGAUCAGCGUGCAGUUCACCCUUUGGAAAAUUCCCAAACGCGCUCAAACGAUCCGCAUACCGUUGCCUCACGGCCAGCGGACCGACACGGACGAGGUUUGCCUUUUCACCAGAGAUGAACCCAACAUGACGUCAGAGCAGACCCAGAGGUUCUACAAGAAGCUGCUGGAGGAGAGAGGAGUCAAAGGCAUAUCAGAGAUUAUUCCCUACAAGAUGCUGAAAGCGGAAUAUAAACCGUAUGAGGCCAAGCGGCGCCUCCUGGGGAACUUUGACGUGUUCCUCUCGGAUGACCGGAUCCGCCGCCUGCUGCCAUCCCAGCUCGGGAAAGAGUUUUAUAAGAGAAAGAGAGAGCCGCUCUGCGUGGACCUCCAGAGCAAACAUCUGGCCAGAGACGUGCAGAGAGUCGUCCAGGGAACCCGGCUGAGCGUGACCAACAAAGGCUGCUGCUGUUUAGCGCACGUGGGGCAUUCCAGCAUGAGCGCGGAGGAGGUGACGGAGAACGUCCAGGCCGUCUUCCAAACGGUCCUGUCCAAGAUCCGGAUGAAAGGACCUGUGAUCAAAGCGGUGCACGUAAAGAGUUUGACGUCCGUCGCUCUGCCCGUCUACUGCUCGGACCUGAACCACCUCGCCGUCCUGGACGCUCUCCAGAGCCAGAAAGCUGCUGCCAAAAAGCAGACAAAGAAAAAACCGAGCAAAGGCAGAAAACAAGAAGACGGGACCGCAAAAAGGAAGGAAGAGGAGGAAGAAAUCCCACAGCUGGUUCCCAUAGAAACGCCCAGCAAAAAGCCCAAACUGGAGAAGCCAAUCAAGAAGAAUCCGCCGCAAAAAGUGUCCAAACCGGCAGUGAAGAAAGCGGCCAAAUCUCCCGGCAAACGGCCGAAGAGGCCGGGAAAGACGGCGCCCAGCGGGAAGAGAAAAGCGCAUAAAGCAAAGUGAUUCUCAGCGCGGACAGUCGACGCUUCACCAGUCCAGUUUGUUUGUAGAAAAGUUUGUUUUUCCUCCACAAAACCCAUAAAGUCUGUUAUCCGA
Oryzias latipes (Japanese medaka) is the source of this 1212-nucleotide messenger RNA. RefSeq names its product ribosomal L1 domain containing 1 (gene rsl1d1). NCBI's taxonomy places the organism in Eukaryota, Metazoa, Chordata, Actinopteri, Beloniformes, Adrianichthyidae. The record is from RefSeq and is a predicted model, not a curated record. Gene Ontology annotation, molecular function: RNA binding.